AUGGCUUACCUCGAGGCGUACAGCAAGCUUCGAGCCCUCCCCGAAGAUCAACAUCUAUUCUGUCCUCGCAUCGGUGAGGAUGGAGCCGUAUAUUACGACGAAGACAUAGCGAGCUACCCGCCCGAGACCGACUCCGCCGCACUCAAGCACCGCGAAUUGCAGAUACUAGAGGCCGAGGAGCGAAAAUGGUCAGCGCUCAAGGCAAUGGAAAUCCUGGCCUUUGAUGGGGAGGAGGCGGCACCGCACAAAGAGUGGCUAUUGAGCAGGCUGAACCAGCUUAUGCAGAGCUGCGACGUCUGUGUGCGCGUCUUUCACCAGUCGAGAGCCGAGUGGAGGAUGCGGCUGUUCGAUACCUACGACGAAGACAACAUUGGCGACUUCCUGAACCUGGUUGAUGAGCAGUGCCUCGGGCGCAUACAAGCCGGUCUGGACGAGGCAAACACAAUAUUAAGCAGCGCAGAACCGAAGGCUCGCGGCGUCCGGAUAUUACCUGGGCAGUGCACGUACGCUUUCUUUGAGGCUCUGAGCUGCGACGCUCUGGUACGGAACGAGGACCGCCUCACACAGCACUUCGAUGGGCCGUUUGAGCUCGUACAGACGAAAAAGCGGUUGAAAGUCCAAACAUAUCUGCCAGCUAUGACUCGCUUCCUGUUCAGCAAGAAGGAGAGUCGUCAACGGUGGGCCGCCCUGUCGUGGUCAACAUUCAAGCGCAACCUUCUCAAGUCAGAGUUCGAGUGGGCUGUGCGAGACUACAUGAUCAGCGCGAUGAUGAAGAUCCAAAUGAACAAUCUCGACAUUGAGCUUGUACCGCUGUUCUGGAGUGGAGCGCGUCUGAUCAUCGGUAAGAUGGACAGAGAGCUGAUCACGGAGUACGUUCGGGGCCUAGAUGGGAACUUCUAUCGGUUGAUGCUGGAUCAUCUCUCGCUGAAGUCGGAGGCCUUCCUCGACAUACUUGCCACAAUGGAGGCGCUGUUGCGGAAGGCACCAAUCGACUUCUGGGAAGGCAUGAACGCGGUCACACCCUCGAAUGCCACGGUUGUGGAGCAAAUCCUCAACAGCCCUGUCCUGGCGCAGGUACUGAUUGCAGCCAGGGAAGAUGACGAACAAUCUAUUAGUAAUGUCCAGGCUGCAUUCAGCUGGGUAAGGUUGUUUCAAGCAUCCAUUAAGCCAGCAAAUCUCGGCCCCGCCACCAGACCUUUUGCGCAAGCGCUAUUCGGUCGCUUCCAGGCUCAGCAAUAUCCGCAGGUGUCCAAGGCCAAGUGCUACCGCGAAGGUCUGAAGGUACUGGAGUUCACAUUCAAGAGAAUGUGCGAAGGCAAGACCAUUGAUAAAUUCGUUGGACAACCGACAGUGAACGGCAUGAUGGACAUGUUCUCGACGCACGUUCAGCUGCUGGUGUCGAGGCUGAAGACCUUGGGCCAAAACGACGCCGACAUGGAGGACGCCGACUUGACUUUGACUGUGAUUCAACAGGCUUUCUUGUUGGAAGCUCAGUCUUUGAUCAUCGAGAGACAACUCAUCUCAGCGAAGAAGCCCUCGCCCACAGAGACGCCGUCAUCUGCACCGAUCUGGAAGACCAUACUGAAGGCUAUCGACCAUCAGAGCUUGGAUCUUGCGUCGCAUCUGCUUGUCGCGGGGAGAGCUUUGAUUGGCCUUGAGCCGCUGUCGAUGAAGUCAGGUGUCGAAAAGAUUCCGGCGGAAGUCCGUCAUUUCAAUGAUCGUUUCAAGCUCCUCUCGCAAUCGAUUACGGAUGUGGUCGACCGACUGUCAGAAUUUAACCCCUCGCAGCUUCACACCCUCUUCGAGAAGCCAAUCGCGUCAAGUGCGAUUGUCUCUCUCCUGUUCUCUUCGACUGAAGAUACUAGAAGCUCGGUUGUUGAGCUGCUCAAGGUCAUCAGCUUGGAGGAAGAGCGACGAAACGCUUUGCAGCACAUCCUCAAGAACUACUUUAAGAACGUAGUACUGGGUAUUUCCGACUCUGUUCGUCAAGUCAUGCGCAAGAAGGCAUUUGCUCCCACUCCAAGUCUGAUCAGGACUUGCAGAGAUGUUAUUGAUGUUUUGUGCAACUCUCAAGAUGGUAUCCUUCGUACUAAAGACCUGAAUACCGGCGAGGCAGCAGCGACGAUGAACCUCUGGAAGAAUCUGUGGGACUCUCUGACCAUGAUCUUCGCCACAACUGAAGCUUGGAGCAACCUCGGUUUCUACGACAAGCAGAUGAUGAUGGACUUCUGUCGAGACACCAUGCAGUUUGCUGACGAGAUCUUCGACCAGUGCAGCAUCUUCGCGACUGCUUUGAAGAAGCAAGCUCAGUCCGGGGACGAUGAAAGUAAGGCCAAGACGGAGCUGUUGCAGGAGUUACUCGAGCUUCCGGCCAAUGCUAUGGAAGGUCUUGCGAAGUGGCUUCGCCUGCGAGACGAGUUCUUAUCAAGCAAAUCGGUCACACUUAUAAGCAAGCUGCUCGUUCGGCUGCACAAUGUGUCUAUUGAGGUCAACACUGAUACGCUCUCCUACAUGGAGAGAAUCUUGACUGGCGACAUUCGCGCAAAGCUCAGCACCACACAGCAAGCCGAGUUACAACAGGCGCUCGAGACUCACCUCGGUCACUCUAUCGCUAAGGAGGAAGAGCCAGCAGCGCCCAAGCAAACUUCCAUCAGCAAAUGGAUGUCCACCGGUGCUGCAGGUUCACCGAGUGAUGCGAAGGCGAAGCUCAUGUCAAGUCUCACAUCAGGCUCAGCUGCGUUCAAGGAGAAGCGUGAAGCUAUGCGAGCAACAGAAGGGACGCUUGCUAGGCAGAAGGCUCUUGAUGCCCAGAAAAGUGCUUCUCAGGAUGAGUUCAGGCGGAAGCGCCAGCUUGAGCUUCAGAGACGCGAGAAAGAGAAGGCUGCUGCUAUCGCGAAAGCGAAACAGGCUCGCGGCCUUACGCAGACCAACGAAGCGGGCUCGGGACUGGAAGGGCUGGGCGUGUUGGGCAAAGACUCAGCCGCCAAGGGAGAAGGACUCAUGCACUCCUCCGAUGAGUCGGAAGACAGCGAUGGCGACAUCGAUGAAGAUCUCUUCGGCAUCAAGAAGGGCAAGAUCAAGACCGGGCCGAAGACGAACAUUGUCAACGAGGUCAAAAUCCAGAUGCCGUUCAAGAAGAAGAGGGUACAACGAUCGAUCAAGGAUAUGCGGGCUCGUCUCGCUCCAGAUCUGUCCUCAUUGCACAGGGCUAUUCUCAGCUGGGACUACUAUUACGAUGGCGAUUACCCACCAAAGUCGAACCCUGGCAUUUACUCAAAGGUUCUGAAUACUUUUCGAACGCCGAACGACUAUCAGAACACGUUCGAGCCGCUGUUGACACUUGAAGCAUGGCAGGGCUUCGUCAAAGCUCGCGAAGAGAAUCAGAACAAGGCUUAUGAGGUCCGUAUCACAUCACGAGCAAGCGUGGAUAUGUUCCAGGAGGUGGGUAGCACGAUGACACAUGAGGAGAACCGAGAAAUCAUGGUUUCCGAAGGCGACAUUAUUCUUCUUUCGCGCACGAAGACGCCAUCAGCCGAAGUGCCGACAUGUCUGGCGAGAGUUUUCCGGGUCAAGAGAAAGCAACAGCACAUUGAAGUCUCAUACCGUGUUGUGCCUGGCAACCCGCUCUCAUCUGCCCUCAACCCCAGCAGUGCCGUCUUCGGCGUCAAGCUACAGUCCAUCACUCCGCUUGAGCGCGAGUAUGGUGCGCUCAAAGGUCUGCAGUACUACGAUCUUUGCGACGAGAUCAUUCGCGCGAAGCCAUCGCCUCUGUUGGCCUACACCGAUAAGCAGAUCGAUCCGCUGAUGGAGAAUUAUAACUUGAACAAGGCACAAGCGAAGGCGGUGAAGUCGGCUAUUGACAACGAUGCCUUCACGCUAAUCCAAGGUCCUCCUGGUUCUGGAAAGACCAAAACCAUCACUGCCAUUGUUGGUGCAAUACUGUCAGACAGUUUGCGCAGGGGUGGAACAGCCGUGCCCGUUCCUGGUGGCCAGCAGCGAAACGACACUGCUGUGAAGAAGCUAUUGGUCUGUGCGCCCAGUAACGCCGCUGUCGACGAACUGGUCAUGCGUUUCAAGACUGGCGUCAAGACUCUGGGAGGCGAGACCCGCAAGCUCAACAUCGUCCGUCUUGGUCGCAGCGACGCCAUCAAGAACGACGUGCAGGAUGUCUGUCUGGGGGAGCUCGUAAACCAACAGCUGGGAACUUCCAACCCAAAGAACAACAGCGACCGAGAGGCGACGCAGAAGCUCUUUACGGACCACAAGGCUGUCUCUGAGAAACUCAGAAAUGCCGUCGCGCAGAUCCAAACGGGUGAGCUGAAGGGCGAUGAUGCUACAAAGCUUCAAGACGAUAUCAAUGCUCUGCGCAAACAAAAGCAGAGCCUCGGAACGAAGAUUGAUAACGCGAAAGACGACGAGAAGCUGGCUGGUCGCAACGCAGAUCUGAACCGCCGUCGAGCUCAAGAGGCUAUCUUGAAUAACGCACACGUCAUCUGCGCAACGCUCAGUGGAUCUGGCCAUGAAAUGUUCCAGGGUCUCAGCAUCGAGUUCGAGACUGUCAUAGUGGACGAGGCAGCUCAGUGUGUCGAGAUGAGUGCACUCAUUCCCCUCAAGUACGGCUGUGCAAAGUGUAUACUUGUUGGAGACCCUAAGCAGCUGCCACCUACUGUGUUCUCGAAGGAGGCUGCACGCUUUGCUUACGAGCAGAGUUUGUUCGUUCGAAUGCAAAAGAACCACCCUGAUGACGUGCAUCUCCUGGACACGCAGUAUCGUAUGCAUCCUGAGAUCAGUCUGUUCCCCAGCCGUACUUUUUACGACGGUAAGCUGCUGGACGGUGGCGACAUGGCCGGUAUCCGCAGGCAGCCAUGGCAUUCGACCAUGCUGCUUGGUCCAUACCGCUUCUUCGACGUCCAAGGUCAGCAGUCCGCUGCUCCGAAGGGUCACUCGCUCAUCAACAGGGCCGAGAUUGAUGUGGCGUUGCAGCUUUACAAGCGACUCAUUAGCGAUUACUCGAGUUACGAUUUCAAGGGCAAAGUCGGCAUCAUUACCCCCUACAAGAGUCAGCUAAAGGAGCUGAAGAGUCAGUUCUCGUAUGCGUAUGGUGCCAACAUCAUUGAUGAGAUAGACUUCAACACCACCGACGCUUUCCAGGGUCGAGAGAGCGAAGUCAUCAUCUUCUCCUGCGUGCGCGCCUCGCCAGCAGGCGGCAUCGGUUUCUUGCAAGACAUUCGCCGAAUGAACGUAGGUCUGACGCGUGCCAAGUCUUCACUAUGGGUUUUGGGUAACUCUCAAUCGCUCGUGCGUGGAGAAUUCUGGAAGAAGCUUGUCGUGGAUGCGCAGGAGCGCAAGCGAUACACUACUGGCAACGUGAUGAAGAUGCUUAGCGAGCACUCUAGCAAGUACCCUGCACCGAAGGAAGGGUACAUGGAGCCGCACCGACCAGAAUCAGAGGUGAAGUCUGAGCCGAUGAGCAGGAACGGAAGCAAUCAUUCCAACGGAAACAGCAUCAAGCAGGGGAUCAAACAAGAGAUCCAAGAAGAGCUCAAGAAGGAGCCCGGGCUUGUACAUCACGCAAAGCGCAAGCUGAGCGAUAGCCCAGAUCUCAAAAUCGAAAACGGCGGCGACGACUUCGACAUGUUCGAUGCGCCGUCUGACACAGCGUCGAACGACAACGCCAAUGGUAAUCAGAUCGGCGGCAGUAGCCGAUCAACGCCUGCUGCCCACGCACGCAGCUCCCCCGCUGUCGACAGCGAUCGCGCAAGCACACCGGUGGAUGUGCUUGGCAACAUGAAGGCAAAACCUAAGAUCAAAAGAAGGCCUAAACCUAGCGGGCCUUUCAUUGACAACAGGCCCAAGAAGCCUAGGACUGGGUAA
This is a messenger RNA of Didymella exigua CBS 183.55, 5874 nucleotides long. RefSeq names its product DNA-binding protein SMUBP-2. The record is from RefSeq and is a predicted model, not a curated record. Bases 1 to 5874 code for a protein of 1957 amino acids. Gene Ontology annotation, molecular function: transcription termination site sequence-specific DNA binding; helicase activity. The transcript is spliced from 2 exons. Gene Ontology annotation, cellular component: nuclear body. Gene Ontology annotation, biological process: termination of RNA polymerase II transcription. Lineage: Eukaryota; Fungi; Ascomycota; Dothideomycetes; Pleosporales; Didymellaceae.